This is a messenger RNA of Striga hermonthica, 1104 nucleotides long. The record is from the annotation of a GenBank genome assembly. NCBI's taxonomy places the organism in Eukaryota, Viridiplantae, Streptophyta, Magnoliopsida, Lamiales, Orobanchaceae.
AUGCCGUCGUCUUCACAUUAUCGGAUCUGCUUGUUCGCCGGCGCCGCCCUAACGCUGUUAUUUUUUGCAUCGGCGUUUGCCGACGACGUCGUUGUGCUGACAAAGGAGAAUUUCGAGAAAGAAGUCGGUCACGAUCGCAGAGCUCUCGUUGAGUUCUACGCUCCUUGGUGUGGACAUAGCAAAAAGCUUGCUCCUGAGUAUGAAAAGCUCGGUGAAAGUUUUAAGAAGGCAAAAUCUGUUCUGAUUGGCAAGGUUGAUUGUGAUGAUCAAGAGAACCUCUGUAGUAAGUAUGACGUUUCUGGAUAUCCCACCAUAAAGUGGUUCCCUAAGGAAUCCCUGGAGCCAAAAAUGUAUGAAGGUGCAAGGACUACAGAAGCUCUUGCCGAAUUCGUGAACAAUGAAGGAGGGUAUAUAUGGACAAAUGUGAAGAUUGCUUCAGCCCCUUCAAACGUUGUCGUCCUGACUCCAGAUAACUUUGACGUGCUCGAUGAAAAAAAGAAUGUUCUCAUCGAGUUUUAUGCUCCUUGGUGUGGUCACUGCAAGAAUCUUGCUUCUACCUACCAAAAAGUUGCAACGGCAUUCAAGCUGGAGGAAGAUGUGGUCGUUGCGAAUAUUGAUGACGACCAACACACGGAUCUUGCGCAAAAGUACGGUGUUAGUGGUUUUCCCACGUCGAAAUUCUUCCCAAAGGACAACAAGGCUGGUGAGGAUUAUGAUGGUGGCAGAGAUUUGGAUGCAUUUGUUACUUUCAUCAAUGAGAAGACUGGUACAAGCCGAGAUGGGAAGGGACAGCUGACAUCAAAGGCUGGUAUAGUGGAGAGUCUUGAUAACUUGGUGAAGGAAUUUUUAAGUGCAACAAAUGACGAGAAGAAAGAUAUAUUCAAGAGGUUGGAGGAGGAAGCUGAUAAGCUUGAUGGUUCUUCUGCCAGGUAUGGGAAAAUCUAUGUGAAAGCAGCUAAGAGCUGCCUUGACAAAGGUUCCGAUUGUGCUAAGAAUGUAGUUCUUCGUUUGCAGCGCAUGCUUGCCAAGUCAAUCAGUGCAACAAAGGCUGAUGAGUUCACCCCGAAGAAGAAUAUUCUAUCGACCUUUGCUUCCGAACAGUGA